AUGCUGCCACUGGUGCACUCGGAGAAGAGACUGGAACAGGAGGCCAUCGGCUGGGCCCGCGGCGGACGCGGCGUCUGCUACUACUGCAACGGCAUCCGCCACCGCCGCCACGGCUGCUACUACACCCUCAGCUUCGCGCUCACCCUGCCGCACAGCUGGGACGUCGUGCACGUCGCCCACUGCUACCCCUACUCAUACACCGACCUGCAGAGGAGCCUGGCGGCGCUGCAGCUCUCCCAAGGGCCGCCGGGGCGCUGGCUGCGGCGCGAGGCACUCUGCAGCUCGCUGGCGGGCAACGCGGUGGACGUGCUGACGAUCACGGCGGCCGUGGGGGACCGGGGGGCUGUGCCGCUUGAGCAGCGGCGGGGCGUCGUGCUGUCGGCGCGUGUGCACCCCGGGGAGACCAACGCGUCGUGGAUGAUGGCGGGCGCGAUGGAGUUCCUGCUGGGACCCAGCGACGAGGCGGCGGCACUGAGGGGGGCCUUUGUCUUCAAGGUGGUGCCAAUGCUGAACCCGGACGGCGUGGUGGUUGGCAACUACCGCUGCAGCCUGGCGGGCCUGGACCUCAAUCGAGAGUACCAGCAGCCGGCGGCGCCAACGCCAGAGGUCCGCGGCUUCAAGGACAUGGUCCGCGCGUUCAUGAGGGAGAGGGAGGUGGUCUUCUCCUGCGACCUGCACGGCCACUCCCGCAAGCUGGGGGUGUUCGCCUACGGCUGCGACAAGGGCCCCAAGGACUCGACGCCCGCCGCGCCCGGCUGGCCCGUCCCCGGGUCCCUCGGCGGCCUGGCUGGCGUGCCGCCCCUCAGCCAGGCCCGGCUGUUUCCGCUGAUGCUGCACCUGAACGCGCCGGACCUCUUCUCAUACAAGAGCUGCAACUUUGCGGUCCAAAAGUCCAAGGCGGGCACUGGCCGUGUGGUGGGGUUCAGGGAGCUUGGCCUGGUCAACGCCUUCACCCUCGAGGCCUCCUUCUGCGGCGCCGCCGCCGGCAGCCGCCACGCCGGGCACCACUUCAACGCCGGCCACCUGGAGGAGAUGGGCGCCGCGGUGGUGCGCACCCUCUGCGACUACUGGGCGCCGCCCCAGGCCAGCAACGUGGGGGAGCUGGUGCGGGUGCUGGAGAUGACGUCACCGGCGGCGGGCCGCGCGGCGGCGCACUUCGUGCAGACACCUGACGGGUUGGAGCUGGUGGAGAGGGGUGAGGAGGAGGAAGAGGACGUGCAGGCGGCGGACGGCGACGCGGCGGCGACAGACAGCGACGACGAGUCGUCGGAAGACGAGCCGAGGCCGCCGCAACGGCUGCCAGCUGCUGGCUCCGGCAGCAGGCCGGGCAGCGCUUGGCGGGGUGCGGGGCCGAGCGGGAUCGCAUCGGUGGCUAUGGCGCUAGUGGCGGCAGGGCCGGCAGGCGACAGCGUCGCCGCGGACAUCGCCAGAGCAGCCGCGGCGCUGAUCUCGGGCAUGCCCGCGCCGCAUCAGGCGGGCGGGCCCGACGCCAGCCCCGGCGGCGCUGGGGGCGGCGCGGCCCCUGGUCCUGGGGCGCCGCUGCCACCAGGCGUGGCCGCUGCGGCGAGCGGCGCGGGAGCGGGGGGAGGUGGCAGCGGCGGGGCCGUCGAGGCAGCUGCGGCGCAGCUGGCGGCGGCGUACGCCGCUUACGCGGAGCUGCUGCAGCUUAUUCAGCAGGCUGCCAGGGACAGCAGCAGCUCCAGCGACGAGCUGGCGGGCCCUGCGGAGCGCGGCCGCAGCCCCUCGCCCCUGCCAGACCCCGACAGCGGCUGCUGCACGCCCGGCAGCGGCCGGCACGGGUCCUUCUCGGCCCUGGUCGCGGGCAGCGGCGGCAAGGGGCUGCGACUCGAUGCGGGGCGGUACUUGCAGUUGAUGGCAAAGAAUAAAGGCCAGGCCGGGGGAGUGCUUGACGACAGCUUGAUUGCAGCAGGGCAACAGCAGCAGCAGCAGCAGCAGCAGCAGCAGCAGCAGCAGCAGCAGCAGCAGCAGCAGCAGCAGCAGCAGCAGCAGCAGCAGCAGCAGCAGCAGCAGGCCGACUGCGCCUCACCGACCUGCGGGCAGCUUGCCGGAGACACUGGCGGCCCGGGCGCCCCCGGCGCCCUGCUCAGGGCAGAGUCCUGGGUGACGGGCCAGCAGGUGCGGGCGCAGCGGCAGGGUGCGCGUCCAGGCAAGCAACAUCCUGCUACUCCUGGGUAG
Monoraphidium neglectum is the source of this 2196-nucleotide messenger RNA. Its product is annotated as ATP/GTP binding protein-like 1. Gene Ontology annotation, biological process: proteolysis. Lineage: Eukaryota; Viridiplantae; Chlorophyta; Chlorophyceae; Sphaeropleales; Selenastraceae. Bases 1 to 2196 code for a protein of 731 amino acids. The transcript is spliced from 10 exons. Gene Ontology annotation, molecular function: metallocarboxypeptidase activity; zinc ion binding. The record is from RefSeq and is a predicted model, not a curated record.